GCUUGGUGGGCUGAUACCUGGAGCCGGCCCUGCUUUCUUAACAUGUGCUCCACUACAGAGAAGGACCACAGCAGUUUUGUUUAGGGCCUUCCAUGGAGAAUGAGGUGUGAACUUUUACCAUGUCUGUCACUGCUCUAUAACUCAACUUUGCUAUUUAAAUUCUUUGUUUUUUGCCUGUUCGUCUUCUGUGAAUUGGUGUAAACAGCACUUCCUGUAAGUUCAAGUAGUGUGUGUGAAGCAGGGCCAUGUAAGGAAAGCAAUGCUAAAUACAAAUAAAGGGCCAGUUCCACUCAGUUAAACUCCUGCAACUACACUGAGGUCAAUGGAGAUGCACAAAUAUCAUGGAGAACUAGGGUGACCAGACAGCAAGUGUGAAAAAUCGGGACGGGGGUGGGGGGUAAUAGGAGCCUAUAUAAGAAAAAGACCCAAAAAUCGGGAUUGUCCCUAUAAAAUCAGGACAUCUCGUCACCCUUCAGAGAACUGAAGCUUGCCCAAUAUAUUUUGCAAAGCCACAUGUGACUUUUGUCUCUUACUAGGAACAUGCUUCAAGGAUGUCAGCAGAAGAAUCUCUGGUUUUGGCUUAAACUUCUUCCAGCAACUAUUAUUCUGCUGUUUAUAACUGACUGGUGUGAGAACAACUGCAAAAAAUUCCCACUGAACUUAAUUUUACCAUUGAUGAUUACCAUUAUCGAAGGCCUGUUUCUUGCAGUGGUUUCGUCCUACUUUGCUGCCAUGACGGUAAUGCAGGCUGGAGGAAUAACAGCAUUUGUGACUUUGAUGCUGUCUUGGGUUGCUCUAAAGUCAAAAUUGAAUGUCACUCGUGAAGCUGUGCCCUCCUGGAUUGUGGUCUCAGGAAAUUUGUUAAUCUCUAAAAUGCCAAAACUCCUGCGCUUUUUGCGGAUACAGAUUAACAUAGCUCCUAAUUUAAUACCUGUCUCAAUGCUGGUCAUCGUUGGAAUUUUCUGUAUCCUUGACAAAUCACCUACACUACAACUAAGUUAUGCUUUGGCUGGAACGCUGACCUUUGCAAUUCAUUUGAUGAUGACACAAGUUAGGAUCAGACGAGAACCCACAAAGGAUCAAGAACCCAUUGAUUAUGCCCUUGCAGCACUGAAUCUCUACAUAGACAUUGUAACCCUUUUCUUCUUCAUUCUGCAGUUUAUGGGGUCAACUGUUUGGAUUGCUGCCCCCCCUCAAGGGCAAGGGCAGCAAUGAGUUGUUAUUUUGGAGUGGGGGGUUGGUAAUCCUCCCAUCUAGUGAGAGAAGUACACUACGUGGUUAUACUGAACUGUUUUUAUCCAUAUAGCGCCCCUGCUUCUUGGUCCCUGUGGAAAGGGGCUAGGUUAAUGUUGUGGGAACACCCCCCUUCCCUCCUGUGGGAGUGUGAAACACACUAGUACUGUGGUUUUCAAACUUUUUUUUUUGCACUUGAAAUUUGCUGAGGGUCUCGGCGGACCACUUAAUGAUCUU
Messenger RNA from Chrysemys picta bellii (western painted turtle), 1470 nucleotides. The record is from RefSeq and is a predicted model, not a curated record. NCBI's taxonomy places the organism in Eukaryota, Metazoa, Chordata, Testudines, Emydidae.